CGCGCGCUGCUCGUGUCCCUCUGAUACGUUUCUUGAAUUUCCCACUUCAGUCCGUGUCACAUCCGGUACAGCACCACUGCUUGGCCCCGCUUCUCAAAUUUCCUGCCCACACCUUCCCUCUCGUAUUAACCAAGCCAAGUUUGUCCAGUGAUGAAGUAAUAUUUUUCGCAGCUUUCGUGCACAUCCCUACAUUCGCGAUCGGAUCGGUGGUCCAGGAGGAAAGAGGACGAGGAGGCGUCGAGGAGCUGAGAUGAGAUAAAUAUGCAAAGAGACGCAUCUGUAAACCAUUCCAAUCUUAUUUUCCCAUUAUUUUGGCGCUGAAUUAAAUCAUAGCCUUUACGCAUUUUCAAGAGAAGAGAGCCGGACAGCUGGACAGAAAUCAGCUCUGCAUGUGAUAUCUUCGGAUCAGGUGGCAUCGGCAGCAGAAGAUGCAGCCUGCAAGCAAGCUCCUGAGUCUCACCCUCCUCGUACUGAUGGGCACUGAACUCACCCAAGUGCUGCCUGCAAACCCCGAGGAGUCGUGGCAGGUGUACAGCUCAGCGCAAGACAGUGAGGGCAGGUGUGUGUGCACUGUUGUGGCCCCUCAGCAGACCAUGUGUUCACGGGACGCCAGGACCAAACAACUGAGACAGCUCUUGGAAAAAGUCCAGAAUAUGACUCAGUCCAUCCAGAGUCUUGACCAGAGGACCCAGAAAGACCUGGAGUAUGUGCAAAGAAUGGAGGUGCAGUUGAAAGGCCUGGAAUCUAAGUUCAAACAGGUGGAGGAAAGCCACAAGCAGAAUAUCGCAAAGCAAUACAAGGCCAUAAAAGCGAAAAUGGAGGAACUUAGGCCAAUGAUACCAGUGUUGGAGGAAUACAAGGCCGAUGCAAAAUUGGUAAUGCAGUUUAAAGAGGAGGUCAAGAAUCUGACAUCAGUGCUAAAUGAACUGCAGGAGGAGAUCGGGGCCUUUGACUACGAGGAGCUUCACAACAGGGUGUCUAAUCUUGAGGAGAGGCUCCGUGCAUGCAUGCAAAAAUUAGCUUGUGGGAAGCUGACAGGAAUAAGUGAUGCUAUAACCAUGAAGACAUCUGGAUCAAGAUAUGGAUCCUGGAUGACGGAUCCGCUUGCCCCUGACGGUGAUACGAGGGUGUGGUACAUGGACGGUUACCACAACAAUCGCUUUGUCCGGGAAUACAAGUCCAUGGCCGACUUCAUGUAUUCGGACAACUUUACCUCCCAUCGACUUCCUCACCCCUGGUCGGGCACAGGACAGGUGGUCUACAAUGGCUCCAUCUACUUCAAUAAGUUCCAAAGCAACACCAUCAUCAAAUUCGACUUUAAGACAGCCACCAUCAGCAAGUCUGGUCAGCUGGAUUACGCCGGCUUCAACAACCGCUACCACUAUUCCUGGGGUGGUCACUCCGACAUUGACCUAAUGGUGGACGAAGGUGGGCUUUGGGCCGUGUAUGCCACUAAUCAAAAUGCUGGAAACAUUAUCAUCAGCAAGCUCAACCCAUCAACCCUGCAGAUCAUCAAAAGCUACACCACCAACCACCCAAAGAGGAGCGCGGGUGAGGCUUUCAUGAUCUGCGGGACGCUUUAUGUCACCAAUGGAUACUCAGGAGGGACAAAGGUCUACUAUGCGUUCCAUACCAACUCCUCUACUUAUGAAUAUAUCGACAUCCCAUUACAGAACAAGUAUUCCCAUAUCUCCAUGCUGGAUUAUAACCCUAGAGACAGAGCUCUUUAUGCAUGGAACAAUGGGCACCAGGUGCUGUAUAACGUCACCUUGUUCCACCUCAUUCGCUCCGAGGAACUCUAAAGUGGCAUUCUCCAUCCGUCCAAGCUAUACAGUAGCACUGAGGGAAUUUAUUACUGAAAAUUAGAAUAAAGCCUAAUGAUUGUUCAAUAAAAGAAGGCGUAUCAAAAGUAAUAGUUAAUGGCAACAUAAUGAAAAGAUGCCAAAAAAUCUCUUUUUUUAAGCUCCCUUAGAUGAUUGUGUUUGAAUUUUCACUGCUAAAAAAA
This is a messenger RNA of Pimephales promelas (fathead minnow), 2005 nucleotides long. It is a transcript of the gene olfm1a, whose product is annotated as olfactomedin 1a. Gene Ontology annotation, biological process: signal transduction. The record is from RefSeq and is a predicted model, not a curated record. NCBI's taxonomy places the organism in Eukaryota, Metazoa, Chordata, Actinopteri, Cypriniformes, Leuciscidae.